Messenger RNA from Chenopodium quinoa (quinoa), 1461 nucleotides. RefSeq lists its product as uncharacterized. The record is from RefSeq and is a predicted model, not a curated record. The transcript has 2 exons. The coding region runs from base 1 to 1461 and encodes 486 amino acids. Lineage: Eukaryota; Viridiplantae; Streptophyta; Magnoliopsida; Caryophyllales; Amaranthaceae. Gene Ontology annotation, molecular function: nucleic acid binding; RNA-DNA hybrid ribonuclease activity.
AUGAGGAUAAAGCACCAAGAGGUAAUCUCUGACUCCUUACUAAUUGUAAACCAAAUUAAUGGUGAGUAUGCAGCAAAAGAUGCCAAGAUGGUUGCAUACCUAGAGGUAGUAAGAAACCUCAUAAAGGAAUUCAAGUUCAAAAUUGCACAAGUGCCUAGAAACUUAAACACUAAAGUAGAUGCACUAGCCAACCUUGGAUCCAACAUCAAUCCUGAUGAGUUCGGAGCUACACCAUUAGUACAUGUUAUGUAUCCAUCCAUAGAGAAGGAAUCAACCAUGAAUGUCUACGAAGUACAAGAAAACCCUACUGAUGAAGAAGACAGCUGGACAAAACCUUUCAAAGACUUUCUCACUAACAAAGUAGCACCGAAAGGGAAAGUGGUUGCGCAUGCAUUCGUCAUGAAAGCAUCCAAAUACUGUCUAAUUAGCAACGUACUCUUCAAGAAGUCAGCAGCUAGUCCAUACUUGAGGUGUUUAGAGAAACAAGAAGUACAACAAGUCCUGCAAUCAUUACAUAGUGGGGAGUGCGGAAAUCAUUUUGGAGGAAGAAACUUAGCCAACAAGGCCCUCAGAAUGGGGGUAUUACUGGCCCAGGAUGUAGCAGAGUUCAUUAAGAAAUUUCUAGCAUGUAAUAAACAUGCACCACUGACUCAUCAACAAUCUGAAGAGCUACAUCCAACAUUAACACCUUGGCCAUUUAUGAAAUGGGGAAUAGAUAUAGUCAAGUUACCUCCUUCAUCAGGGCAAAGAGUGUAUUUUCUAGCAAUGACAGAUUACUUAUCCAAAUGGAUGGAAUUCGAGGCAUACAAGGACAUCAUAUCAAAGAUAAACACGUCAUUCAUUCAUCAAAAGGAACAUACUGUGCAGAUUUGGCGUACCACAGAAAUCAUUACAGACAACGGGUAUCCUCAAGCAAACGCACAAGCAGAGUCAAGCAACAAAGUUCUUAUCAACAUAAAGAAAAGAUUAGAAGGUGCAAAAGGAAAAUGGGCAGAUGAACUACCCAGCAUACUUUGGGCAGAUAGGACAACACCAAAAGGUGCGACAGACCAUACUCCAUUUUCACUAGUGUACGAGUGUGAGGCAGUGAUCCCUAUGGAAGUGGAAGUCCCAACUGCAAGGUACGGACUAAUGACAAAAGAUAGAAAUCAAUCUGAGCUAGCAUACAACCUAGACACUGUUAAAGAAAUCAGAGACGACGCCAAGAUGAGAAUGGAAGCCUAUCAGCAAGAAGUUGCAAGAAUUUUUAACAAGAAUGUAAGAGUCAAGAUCUUCAAGGUAGGAGAUUGGGCCCUUAGAAAGGUAUACGAAAACACAAGAGAAGUAAACACUGGAAAAUUAGCACCUAACUGGGAAGGACCAUACGAGAUCACAAAGGUAGUAGGCAAUAGAGCGUACAGAUUAAGGAAUGUAGAAGGGAAAGAAGCUAAGUCCAACGAAGCUGGAAUGCAACACAUUUGA